UCUUCCUUUUAAGAGAAGAAAUCAUAGUGAUUCUAGACCCUCUAGAGAAAGUCUCAGUCCUGCUCCCAGUGAGGACUAUGGGAAAAUUCCCGCUGGUUUCAGGGAGCAGGAUCCUUCCCAAGAUCAGUGAAGGAUUACAAAAAAAAAAAAUCAACUACUAAAAUAUGCACUUCAAUUAGCAAAGAAUGUGGCCUGAUUAGUAAAGUGUAUGAAAUUUCAGCUAUUAAAUUCUACAGCCCUGAUCAACAAAGCAUGCUGCACAAUUGGCAAUGUAUCCAGAAUCUCAGCUGCUGUACUAGUCUCCUGCCAGAUCAACCAAGCAUGUAGCUGAAUCAGUAAAUUAUGCAACUGGAGCAGCCAAAUAUGCACUUCUGAUUGGGGGAAAAGGAUAUGGAAAUUCUCAAAUGUUUUAAAUUGACACACAAUAGGUCCAUUACUGGCCUUAAGAGAAGUGGAGGCAAAAUAUCUAAUUUUUGUCAAGUCUCUCCAGACAAAUGCUGGACUGGAAAAGUACGUCCCCCAAACGGCUCACUGUCUGCUAGCAGCAGCCCUGCUCUUUACCAGAUGUACCGCACAUCUGGUUCCAAUCCCAGCUGCUGCCAGGUGCGGGGGUCAUUUUAGUAACAUUUUAAUGGUAUUUUUAGAUCCAGGUAGUUUUUCUUUAUAGGUCACUGUAAAGCACCCUAUGUGCACACCGACUGCCUUUCUGUCUCAAGAAACAAAGCCAAUCAAGGCAAAUAAGGCACCUUCAAAAAACCUGAAAGUUUUGUUGGCAGUGAGCAUAAUAUCUGUUAACGUCUUCACUGUUUGUGGAAGUACUCUGUGCUUUAGGAGUAGAAAAAUGAUAGGUCUUCUUAUUUUCUUUAUACCUUGAUUAAUUGCUGUAGCUGUUUCCCAUUGUGUUUACAAGGUACCUUGGUAGAUAUUUGCUGUGUGGAGAGUGUGGAUGUUUGGCCAGUUUGAUGAGCAGCCAGCUAUAUUCACAUAUCAUGAAGCAGUAGAGCUGUUUCUCACUAGCUUGUGCGUACGUGCUUUGAAAACCCAGCCACAGUAGCUGGUUGUGAUUUUCAGAAGUUGUUUUUGCUUUAAUUUAUUGUUUUUGUUCUACACAGAAGGCCUGCAGGUUGUCCUAUUUUAAUAAAGACCUUAUUUUCCAAUGCCUGGAAAUAAACUGUGUAACGCUGCCUGUGCUCAAGGAGAGCAUGGUAAUCGCUUUGUUUUAUUGUACUGUUCACUUUAGUGCCCAGAAGUCUGAAACAUUAUUUGAGUCUGAGAAAUAUCUGGCCUAUUUUUUUUUCUUUUUAAUCCACUACAGUUGGUACAUAAAACUGCUUGCAUUGAACUUAUUUACCCAAUUUCUGUCUCAUUUCCACGUCAGCUCAAUGAAUGAUGCCAUUUAGUUCUUUUUCCUGUUUAAAGUAUUUCCUACUGUGUCCAGAGCAGUGCCCUUAAAACAUAAUUGAUUUGGGUCAUUGAACUUCUCUUUUUCAUGCAUGUUAGUUUGCAUCCUGCCACUGGUCUGACUGGUAUUUCAGUUAGAAAAGCGCAGGCAGAUUUCUCCUGGAGGCUAAAGUUCACGUGGAGUCUCUGGCAAAAUAAGAUCCUGGACUAUGCAUCCCUGGAACCGGGCAAUGAUUUGUAACUUUAUUUUAAUUCUCUGUCUGGCCAGAAUGCUGUAAACCUGGCGCUCCCUUGUUAGCGUCACGCUAAGCAGCAGUAAUGUCCACAGCGUUUGAGUCCCGAUAACUCUAAUUACUGAAGCACUGAGGAAGCUGAAAGCGGAGGAGAGGGACGAGGUCGGCCUCGGGUCCUGCGCAGCACACGGACUCUCCCUUUGUAGCACUGAGUCGUGGUUCUGUUUGCCAAGGCCGGCAAUGGAAGCAGCAGCCAAGGUAUAUUAUUCCUGUGGUGCAGUGGUGGAAUCGAUAGAAAGAGGCCUGAUUUUAUCACCAGGUUUUCCGAACAACUACCACCCAGGGACACACUGUGUUUGGCAAUUUUUUAUUCCCAUGAGAACCCAUCUUAUCUUGGAAAUUUUUGAUUUCGAUAUUUUUGAGAGCUCUAGUGAAACUCCAGCCGCCUGGGAUGUCUUUUCAGCCCCUGCUAAAGCAGGAAAUAAGGACACGCCUUCUCUUGAGGAAAACCUGGAUUUUGCUGUCCGUACCACAAAACCCUCUCUCCAGACCAGGAUGUCGAAGGUGGCUCAGAAUCUGAGCAGCACAGGAGAUCGGUCAAAGGACAUUGCUGGUCACCUAGAUGAACUUCCAGGAGCUGCCUCAAAAAAAGAUCAAGCCAAACAAGAAGAAAACCAGUCGAAGCAGAUGAAGGAAUCCAAAGCAAUUACCAAGGCUCAGCCAGAACUGCCAUUCCCUGUGGCUGGUAGUGCCACAAUGCGAAGGCAAAAUGCCAGUGGCCUGGAAACAGAAGAGGAUUUGAAAGAGAAAAUCUUGCUUGCUCACCUGGCUGCUGGUGAGAGGGAGGAAGUGACCGCAGAGAGCUGGACUCCUCCCGCAACAGCGCUGCCCUUGGAAACCUCCUCCAGCCCACAGUCGGCAGUGGACACCUGUCCCCACGAUGUAUUAUAUGUUUCUGAUCUCAUCACAUUUUCCUCUCGCUUCUGUGGACCAAGUUCACCUUUAAACAAGACCAUGGUCUUCGGUUCCUCUCUGGAGAUGGUUGAGGUUAUCAUGGAACUGAUCACCACCACAGACCGGGGCCGAGGCUUUGCAAUGCUUUUUGAAUACAAGAACAUCACUGACCCCAGUGCUGUAGAUGCUGUAAGGCAAGAGACAAAGGAAAACAUGAUGAUGCUGGCAAUUGCAACAGGAAUCGUCAUCUUUGCACUUGCUUUCCUCUCUACCCUCUGCAUAGCUUGCAGGCAGAGAACGUGCCCCAAAAGGAGCUCAUCCAACGCACUCAGUGACCAGGAGAAUGGGAUCCAGAACUCUGCCGUCGAUAUCAAUGAGCUCCAGCUGGUGGUGCCAAGUCGGGAGAAUGAAAACAACAACCACUCUGUGAGCCAGGAGCAGGCGGUCACUUCCUGCAGAGGCAGCACAGAACUGUCUCCUCAGGACACCGACCCAGAUGCGCCUUCCUCCACAUCUGCAGUGACCACUGAAACCGGGAGCGAUGAAGUGUUUAUUAUUUCUGCUGGACCUGGGGCCAGUGGGUUGAGCUUUACCACCUAUAGAGUACAGGACAAAAACCUAAAAAGAAGUGUCACAAGCCCAGCCUCGGUGUCCGACUGGCUGACUCGUGGUCACGCAGCUGCAGGCGCAGACGCUGCCGAGAAGGGGAACGUCCAGCUGGAAAGUCACCGUCCCAGACAACGGACGUGGAGUGCCCGCACUUUCCACGAUCUCCUGGCUCCAAUACCACAGCUACAGAAAAAAUGGUGUAGCUGGACAACCAACAGUCCCUUCACAAAGCUGGUUGACAACAGUAGUUUUGCUACAGCUGCAAGAUCCCAGGAUGUCCCAACCAGGAAGGUAAUCUCAGCCACCGAGAUCGAGGGAGUAUCAGAGCCUGUUUACUCCGACUCAUCUGCCAGUAACGCCUCCUACCCCCUCACUCUGUCUGCACAAAGGCAGCGGAAGCUAAGCGCCUGCAGUCUGAAAAAAUCCAGGUUUGGGAACCCUUAUUUCGGAUUUUUUGCCAGUUCCCCUGACGGCAAACAUGUGAAGUCCUUGGAUCCCUCAAGACAUCUAGGGGCAGCAUCUCCAGGUAACAGCCAAAGCCCCCAAAAUCCUCUAGAGCCCUCCAACCCACUGAAAAUCAACUUGGUCAACGAUUCAAAAACAAAGGAGCUUAUGGCAGAAACAAACAAACCAGUUUUUGUUAUUUCUGAAGAAGGAGAUGAUCAACAGCCUCUGGUCCUAGCAGAGCAUCUUAGUCAAUGUGGAGACCAUCUGUCAGAGCAAAAUGCUGUGUAUGCUCCAGCCGUGCCAGAUAAACAGCCGCUGGUUCUGACUGUUGCGGGGAACAGUUCUGCCAGCUUCACAUCAAAUCUGCCCCUUUGGGCAAAAUCCCCUGGUUUAUACAAAGAUCAUGCGAAGGCCCACAGCUCUUCCAGCGACCAGCAGAGCUCAUCGGUUGUAGAUGCUGAUACCUGUGAGACCUCACCGAACUGUGACAGCCUGCCUGCUCCUAUGCCAUGCCAAGCUUCCGUCCAGUGACACCCUCAGAAGACUGAAACAUCAGCUCACAAAAACAGAGGCAACAGUGAUCAGAGUGGAAGCUGUGCUAAGUAGUUGAGUGUAGCUGUCAUAGAUAGAUGCAACUUUAAGAGUGGUGUUCUCUUCCCACCUGUUGGGAUUGGGAUUACAAUCAUACAUACCAUAGCACAGCACAAAUGCCGUCUUCCCUUCUGCUCACUAACCUCACCUCUGCUCUUCUGCACGGAAUUUUGAUGUGGUUUAUAGAAGAAAGCAUCCUCUGAAAGGGUAAUCCAGAGUGCAGAAAACCUUUUCUGGAAUGAGAAAUGGAACAUCAUCUGAGAUGGAUACACCAUAGUUAUAUCUGAAAUGUGAAUCAGUCCUCUGUCACUGCAGUAUCCCUCGAGUCAUUCUGUUAGGAGCUAUGAGUUAAAUUCUGUUAGUAAGUAUGUUUGUACAAUGCAAGACAAGGGUUAGAAUUCAAUUAUGCAUGUUUGUGCACAAUUGUGUAAAUGUAAUUUUAUGCAUUUCCUAAUUUCUGCCCUCAAGCACAAAGUUUACCAAGCAUUAGCCUCUCUAAUAUUAAAGACCACGAUUAUCUCAUAUUCUGACUCCUUAGAAAAGUGCGCAGACAAGCUGAACACCGGAUGCCAGUUCUAGAGAAGUCUGGUGUAGCUUCAUCUUUGUUAGAUCUACAUGGACUUAAAACAUCUCAAUCCACUACAUUAAGUGACUCCUCAUUGAAACAGGACCACGUGUACAAAACCACUGAACACUUGGAUAGCUGCAGCUGCUCUGAUCCUAUAUCCACCAGCUAUUUAUUGCUGGUCAUGCACAUUUAGUAGAGAACUACUUCCCUUCCUUUAGCAGGCAAGACUUAAAAGACAAAGUUAGGUGAGGCAAACUUUGAGUGCUCACUUUCUUUAGAAAUGAACUACUAAGUGGCUGUGCCUCCGUGAUUACAAACCCAGGGAAUUCAGUGGAACGCUGAACCAAAGGGAAGCCUGCUGGUCCUAUUGCCUUUAAUAACCCCAUGAGUAUUUUAAUUGCCUCCUGGUGAUAUUUUCCUGUCUUUGCAAGAGACUCCUGCAUAUUCAACCCACACCUUAGGAAUAUUUUGCUUUCUUAAAUGAAAGAAAUUCUCUAUGAAGCUGUAUUUGCAGCUGACACAGCACACUGUUUUAAAGCAAUAGCAUGUCAUAAAACAGGUGUCAGAAAGAAAUCUUCCAUACAAGUCUUCCCCUAUUAUCAGCUACAGCAUGUAUCAAGUUAUCUUAAUCCUUCUGUGUAAAGGCAUUUAAGUCCGAUUCCUGAAAUAUUUAACUGAAUUAUUUAUGAUUUCACCUGCUAUUACAGCUUCCAUUUGCCACCUAUUAAUGUCUGAGAUAUGCAACACAGGAUUGUAGGUUUUGCCGUAUAUUUUGAUUAUGUGUUUGCGUGUCCGUGUACACAUAGACGCGCUGCACCGGCAGCAGCGAAAGCGAAACCAGCAAAACGUGGACAGCAAACAGGUCUCUGCAUCUGCUGUUACCAGACUGCACUGAGUAGUCUUGAAGCACAAAAGUUGGGUGUGGAGUUUUUUGUUGUUUCAUAAAUGCUACAUGAUUCAACGUGAAGAGUUAAUAUAUUUAUGAUUUAAGAAAACAUUUAGAGGUCUUCAGUAUUCUAAUAAUAACUUCCGCUGCAUUGAAUUCAUAUACAUUGUAAUUCAGAGUCAAUGUUCUGUUACUUACUACAUUUCUAAAGAUUGAAGUACUAAAAAUCUACUUUUGAAAAGUA
Messenger RNA from Columba livia (rock pigeon), 5933 nucleotides. RefSeq lists its product as uncharacterized. NCBI's taxonomy places the organism in Eukaryota, Metazoa, Chordata, Aves, Columbiformes, Columbidae. The record is from RefSeq and is a predicted model, not a curated record. The coding region runs from base 1875 to 4175 and encodes 766 amino acids. The transcript has 7 exons.